Messenger RNA from Acomys russatus (golden spiny mouse), 1804 nucleotides. It is a transcript of the gene Apcdd1, whose product is annotated as APC down-regulated 1. The record is from RefSeq and is a predicted model, not a curated record. Gene Ontology annotation, cellular component: plasma membrane. Lineage: Eukaryota; Metazoa; Chordata; Mammalia; Rodentia; Muridae. Gene Ontology annotation, biological process: negative regulation of Wnt signaling pathway. Gene Ontology annotation, molecular function: Wnt-protein binding. The transcript has 5 exons. Bases 128 to 1672 code for a protein of 514 amino acids.
CUGAGGUCGGGCCUGGCGGGCGCCCGCCGGGGUCUGUGGCUGAGGAGCCGUGUGCGCCCAGCACCGAAGCGGCCCGCUCAAGGAGGGUACCGAGACGGACGACAGCGAGGCCCGGAGGAGCACGGAGAUGUCCCGUGUGCGCCGCCUCCUGCUCGGAUACCUGUUCCCAGCCCUCCUGUUGCAUGGGCUGGGAGAGGGUUCUGCCCUCCUUCAUCCAGACAGCAGAUCGCAUCCUCGGUCCUUAGAGAAAAGCGCCUGGAGGGCCUUCAAGGAGUCACAGUGCCACCAUAUGCUCAAGCAUCUCCACAAUGGUGCACGGAUCACUGUGCAGAUGCCCCCAACCAUUGAGGGCCACUGGGUGUCCACAGGCUGUGAAGUAAGGUCAGGGCCAGAGUUCAUCACAAGGUCUUACAGAUUCUACAACAACAAUACCUUCAAGGCCUACCAGUUUUACUACGGCAGCAACCGCUGUACAAAUCCCACCUAUACGCUCAUCAUCAGAGGCAAGAUCCGCCUGCGUCAGGCAUCCUGGAUCAUCCGCGGGGGCACCGAGGCCGACUACCAGCUUCACGGCGUCCAAGUCAUCUGCCAUACAGAGGCCAUCGCUGAACAACUCAGCCGGCUGGUGAACCGAACUUGCCCGGGUUUCCUGGCUCCUGGGGGUCCUUGGGUCCAGGACGUAGCCUAUGACCUGUGGCAGGAGGACAGUAGCCACGAGUGCACCAAGGCCGUGAACUUUGCCAUGCAUGAACUGCAACUCAUCCGUGUGGAGAAGCAGUAUCCCCACCACAGCCUGGACCAUCUGGUAGAGGAGCUCUUCCUGGGCGACAUCCACACGGACGCUACCCAGAGGGUGUUCUACCGGCCAUCCAGUUACCAGCCUCCCCUGCAGAAUGCCAAGAACCACAACCAUGCGUGCAUAGCCUGCCGGAUCAUUUACCGCUCCGACGAACACCACCCUCCCAUCCUGCCCCCUAAGGCUGACCUGACCAUUGGCCUCCAUGGGGAAUGGGUGAGCCAGCGCUGUGAGGUGCGCCCCGAAGUCCUCUUCCUCACCCGCCACUUCAUCUUCCAUGACAACAACAACACCUGGGAAGGACAUUACUACCACUACUCGGACCCCGUCUGCAAGCACCCCACAUUCACCAUCUACGCUCGAGGCCGCUACAGCCGCGGUGUGCUGUCAUCCAGGGUCAUGGGUGGCACAGAGUUUGUGUUCAAAGUGAAUCACAUGAAGGUCACGCCCAUGGAUGCAGCCACAGCCUCCCUCCUCAAUGUCUUCAGUGGGAACGAGUGUGGGGCUGAGGGCUCCUGGCAGGUGGGCAUCCAACAGGACGUGACACACACCAAUGGCUGCGUGGCUCUGGGCAUCAAACUACCUCACACAGAAUAUGAGAUCUUCAAAAUGGAACAGGACGCCCGGGGCCGUUACCUGCUGUUCAAUGGCCAGAGGCCCAGCGAUGGCUCCAGCCCAGACAGGCCAGAGAAGAGGGCGACAUCCUACCAGAUGCCCCUGGUCCAGUGUGCCUCUUCCUCAGCAAGAGCUGAAGACUUGUUGGAAGAGAGUCAAGCCCAUCUGUAUGGUAGGGCAGCAGGGAGGACAGCUGGGCCCCUGUUACUUCCUGCCUUUGUCUGUCUCUGGACUCUACCACAUUGGCACAUCCUCAGAUAGAACACAUUUUCAAAACCAAGACUCUACCAUUUAUGACUCUUCACGUGGAGAAAAGACAGGACGUUGAUUUUUUUGAUGCGCACUUGAAUGCCUGAGAUCUGCCAUUACCUUUCCCCUCCCCCACCUCUUCCA